Macrosiphum euphorbiae (potato aphid) is the source of this 1005-nucleotide messenger RNA. Lineage: Eukaryota; Metazoa; Arthropoda; Insecta; Hemiptera; Aphididae. The record is from the annotation of a GenBank genome assembly.
AUGGAGGAGUUCAAGACAAGAGUGAAAAACGAAAGCGAUAUGGAUGCAUGGGAAUCAUCUGAAGCAUACGACGAUUAUAUUGGAUUCAUAACAGCCAUGAACAAAUCUGUGUAUGCCAUACCAUCAAACAAAACUUUGACGCUGUCAAAUGAGAUUUCACAAUUAUUAAAUGUAUUAAACACAAUUGAUGAUUGGAUUACAGAAGUGGAACCAUUAAAAGAGAGCUGUAGGUUUGGAAAUAAAGCUUUUUCUACAUUUUACAAUUUAUUAAAAACGAGAUUGCCCGAAAUAUUGUCAAAAGAAUUGUCGUCAGUCGACCAACAAAACAUUAUUGAGCUAACUGCUUAUAUUGUUGACAGCUUUGGUAAUCCAACUCGUAUUGAUUAUGGCACUGGACACGAAAUGUCAUUUUGUAUGUUCUUGUGUGGCUUAUACAAAGUAGACGUAUUGAAACAAAGUGACAGUAAAGCUACAGUCAACGUACUAUUUUCAAGAUAUUUAGAAAUAGUUCGUAGACUUCAACUUAGGUAUCAAAUGGAACCAGCUGGAAGCCAUGGAGCUUGGAGUUUAGAUGACUACCAGUUUGUACCUUUUGUUUGGGGUAGCGCACAACUAAUCGAAAAUCCAGAUUUUAAUCCAAAUUUGUUUGUUGACGAAAAAUGUGUACAACAGUUCAAAUCGAAGUAUAUGUUCCUGGGAUGUAUUGAUUUCAUUAUGCAAGUAAAAAAAGGAUUGUUUCAUGAACAUUCUAACCAACUUUGGAAUAUUAGUGGUGUUCAAAGUUGGAAUAAAAUCAAUGAAGGUCUAAUUAAAAUGUAUAAAAAAGAGGUACUGGGAAAAUUCCCAAUCAUUCAACAUGUACCUUUUGGAAAUUUAUUUAAUUUUAAACAAUGUAUAAAAAAAAAACCCUUUGCUACACCAUCGGCGAUUAAAACUCCUGCACUGUCAUUAUUGGAAAAACUAAAGAAAACUGACCAAUCAGUGCCAAACAUAGUAAAUAAGUAA